This is a messenger RNA of Knipowitschia caucasica, 5661 nucleotides long. The record is from the annotation of a GenBank genome assembly. NCBI's taxonomy places the organism in Eukaryota, Metazoa, Chordata, Actinopteri, Gobiiformes, Gobiidae.
AUGGAUACCUCCUCUCCCGCGGCCUCCCUGCUCCUCAGUUUGACUCUUAUGGCAGUGCUCUUGCAACUCUGCCGCCCGCAACCCGCCCCGCUACGGCGCUUUGUUCCCCCUGAGCCUGGCCUCACCAGCCUGGCCAUCCACAACCGGACUGGUGACGUGUAUGUGGGUGCGGUCAACUGGAUUUAUAAACUGUCGAGUAACUUGACGCAGCUGCGCAGCCACAUGACGGGGCCCGUGCUGGACAGUGACAAGUGCUACCCCCCGCCGAGCGUGCAGUCGUGUCCGCACGAACAGGCCGCCGCGCCCAACGUCAACAAGCUGCUGCUCAUCGACUACUCGCAGAACCGGCUGAUCGCCUGCGGGAGCACGUCGCAGGGCAUCUGCCAGUUCUUGCGGCUGGAUGAUCUGUUUAAGCUCGGGGAACCGCACCAUCGCAAAGAGCACUACUUGUCCAGCGUGUCCGAGUCGGGAACCAUGUCCGGAGUCAUCAUCCCGUCUGUGAACAGUGUAACCAGCAAGCUAUUCAUCGGGACUCCCAUCGACGGGAAGUCAGAAUACUUCCCCACACUGUCCAGCCGCAAGCUGAUGGAGAAUGAGGAGAACGCAGACAUGUUCAGCUUUGUGUACCAGGACGAGUUUGUGUCGUCGCAGCUCAAGAUCCCCUCAGACACACUCUCUAAGUUCCCCGCCUUCGACAUCUACUACAUCUACAGCUUCAGCAGUGAGCAGUUUGUGUACUACCUGACGCUGCAGCUGGACACGCAGCUGACCUCUCCAGACGCCAGCGGGGAGCAGUUCUUCACCUCCAAAAUUGUGCGUCUCUGCGUGGACGACCCCAAGUUCUACUCGUACGUGGAGUUUCCCAUUGGCUGCACCAAAGACGGCGUGGAGUACCGGCUGGUGCAGGACGCGUACCUGUCCAAGCCGGGCCGCCAGCUGGCCUCCUCACUGGGGAUAUCUGAGGACGACGACGUUUUAUUUACGGUCUUCUCGCAGGGACAGAAGAACAGGGCCAAACCUCCCAAAGAGUCGGCGCUCUGUCUGUUCACACUCAAAACCAUCAAGGAGAAGAUCAAGGAGCGCAUCCAGUCGUGCUAUAAAGGGGAAGGCCGGCUGUCGCUACCCUGGCUGCUCAACAAAGAGCUGGCCUGCAUCAACUCGCCGCUCCAGAUCGACGAUAACUUCUGCGGACAGGAUUUUAACCAGCCACUAGGGGGCACCAGCACCAUCGAGGGCCUGCCGCUGUAUGUGGACCGGGAGGAGGGCCUGAGUGCGGUGGCAGCGUACGAUUACCGUGGCAACAGCGUGGUGUUCCUGGGAACGAGGGCCGGGAAACUCUACAAGCUCCUGGUGAACUCGGUCAGCUCGUCUCGUCCAGCUCUUAUCUACGAGAAAGUGACAGUCAGCGAAGGAGGAAGCGCUCUGCUGCGCCACAUGCUGUUCAGCCCCGACAAACAGAGCCUCUACACACUGACCGACAAGCAGGUGUUACGUGUUCCAGUGGAGAGCUGUGAUCAGUACUCCUCCUGCUCCUCGUGUCUUGGCUCCAGAGAUCCUCACUGUGGCUGGUGUGUGCUGCACAACAGGUGCACUCGUACAGAUCGUUGCGCUCGCUCCUCGGAGCCACAGAGAUUUGCUACCAAUCAGAAACAGUGUGUGGAGCUCAGCGUUCAGCCGGACACUGUGUCGGUCACCAUGUCCCAGGUCCAGCUGGUCCUGGAGGCGCGGAAUGUCCCGGAUCUCUCUGCUGGAGUCAAUUGCUCUUUCGAGGACUAUGUGGAGACCGAGGGCGAGAUCCAGGACGGGAAGAUCUACUGCUUGUCACCAAACAACCGGGAUGUGGUGCCGAUUACAAGAAACAAGGGAGACAGACGAGUCGUGAAGCUCUUCCUCAAAUCCAAAGAAACUGGGAAGAAGUUUGCCAGCGUGGACUUCAUAUUCUACAACUGCAGCGUGCACCAGUCAUGCCUAUCGUGUGUAAACGGCUCGUUCCCAUGUCACUGGUGUAAAUACCGCCACAUGUGCACACAGAACGCACUGGACUGUUCCUUCCAGGAGGGACGCGUCAAAAUGUCUCAGGACUGCCCCCAGAUCCUGCCCUCCUCUCAGAUCUUCGUCCCGGUCGGAGUCACCAAACCUAUCACUCUGUCGGCAAAGAACCUCCCUCAGCCUCAGUCGGGUCAGAGGAACUACGAGUGUGUGUUCAACAUCCAAGGCGAGAUCCAGAGUGUCCCAGCCCUGAGGUUCAACAGCUCCUCCAUCCAGUGUCAGAAGACCGCUUACUCGUAUGAGGGCAGUGACAUCAGCGACCUGCCCGUGGACCUCUCAGUGGUCUGGAACGGGAACUUCAUCAUCGACAACCCCCACAACAUCCAAGCUCACCUGUAUAAGUGCUUUGCUCAGCGGGAGAGCUGUGGUUUGUGCCUGAAGGCUGAGCCGCGGUUCGACUGCGGCUGGUGCGUCCAGGACAAGAAGUGUUCACUGCGGCAGGAGUGCGGCGCUGGCGAGGCCACGUGGAUGCACGCCACAACGGGGAACUCCCGCUGCGCACAUCCCAAGAUCACCAAGCUGUCUCCAGAGACUGGACCUCGUCAGGGGGGUACCAUGCUGACCAUCACGGGGGAGAACCUGGGUCUCCAGUUCAAAGACAUCCAGAGUGGAGUGCGCAUCGGCAAGGUGGUGUGUCACCCACAGGAGGAGCAGUACGUCAUCGCAGAGCAGAUUGUGUGUCAGCUGAAUGAUGCCACAGGAUACAGGGUGCAGGAGGCCCAGGUGGAGGUGUGUGUGCGCGACUGUAACCAUCCGGACUACAAGGCUGUGUCCAACAAGGCCUUCACCUUUGUGUCCCCGUACUUCACCCGGGUCCAGCCCACCUCAGGGCCCCUCUCAGGGGGAACACGGAUCACCAUCGAGGGCAGUCACCUGAACGCCGGGAGUGCAGUUUAUGUGAAGAUUGGACUGCACCCAUGUCGCUUCGAGAGACGCAGUGCUCGUGACAUUGAAUGCAUCACCCCAGCAGGUCUUGCCCCUGGUCUUGCUCCUGUUAUGGUCGACAUAAACUCUGCAGAACUGAGGAACCCUGAGGUCCGGUUCAACUACACUGAGGACCCAACGAUCCUGAGGCUGGAGCCGGAGUGGAGCAUCGCCAGUGGGGGAACCAAGGUAACUGUCACGGGGACGAACUUGGCCACGAUCAAAGAACCGAAGAUGAGAGCGAAGUAUGGAGCGGCCUCCACUGAAAAUAGUUGCACUGUGCUCUCCCCCACCCUCAUGCAGUGUCUGGUGCCCUCUGUGGCUGAUGCGGGGAAGUCCUUCUCGGAGUCCGGCACGGCUCCCGACGAAAUCGGCUUUGUCAUGGACCAUGUGCGCCCCCUGCUGGUCGUCAACCAGAGCUUCAGCUACUUCCCAGAUCCCGUGUUUGAGCCGCUGAGUCCCACAGGGGUGUUAGAGCUUAAGCCCAGCUCUCCUCUCAUCCUCAAGGGACAACACCUGAUCCCUGCUGCUGUGGGGAACUCCAGACUGAACUACAGCGUCCUGAUCGGAGAGACCCCCUGUGUCCUCACUCUGUCCGAGACCCAGCUGCUGUGCGAGUGGCCUGACCUCACAGGGGAGCACAAAGUCACCAUCCGUGUGGGUGGUUUUGUCUUCUCCCCCGGCUCUCUCCAGAUUUACUCGGACUCCCUCCUCACUCUUCCCGCCAUCAUUGGCAUUGGGGGAGGAGGAGGUCUGCUCCUCCUCGUCAUCAUCAUCGUCCUCAUCGCCUACAAACGCAAGUCCAGGGAUGCAGACCGGACUCUGAAGAGACUACAGCUGCAGAUGGACAACCUGGAGUCCAGGGUGGCCCUGGAGUGCAAGGAAGCAUUUGCAGAGCUUCAGACCGACAUCCAUGAGCUUACCCAGGAGCUGGAUGGAGCGGGCAUCCCCUUCCUGGACUAUCGCACGUACGCCAUGAGGGUCCUGUUCCCUGGGAUUGAAGACCAUCCAGUUCUCAAGGAGAUGGAGGUAAUGGUCCCGGCGAACGUAGAGAAGUCCCUGACGCUUUUCGGACAGCUGCUCACCAAGAAGCACUUCCUGCUGACCUUCAUCCGCACGCUUGAGGCCCAGAGGUCCUUCUCCAUGAGGGACCGGGGGAACGUGGCCUCCCUCAUCAUGACUGCUCUGCAGGGGGAGAUGGAGUACGCCACAGGGGUCCUCAAGCAGCUGCUGUCCGAUCUCAUCGACAAGAACCUAGAAAGCAAGAACCACCCCAAACUCCUGCUGAGGAGGACAGAGUCUGUGGCUGAGAAGAUGCUGACCAACUGGUUCACCUUCCUCCUCUACAAGUUCCUCAAGGAGUGUGCUGGGGAGCCCCUCUUCAUGCUUUUCUGUGCCAUGAAGCAGCAGAUGGAGAAAGGACCCAUCGACUCCAUCACCGGAGAGGCUCGCUACUCUCUGAGCGAGGACAAGCUGAUCCGGCAGCAGAUCGACUACAAGACUCUGACGCUGCACUGCGUGAACCCAGAAAGCGAGAAUGCCCCAGAGGUUCUUGUCAAGAGCCUGAACUGCGACACAGUUACGCAGGUGAAGGAGAAGAUUCUGGACGCAGUCUACAAGGGCACGCCAUACUCCCAGAGACCCAAGGCCUCGGAUAUGGACCUGGAGUGGAGACAGGGCAGGAUGGCACGCAUCAUUCUCCAAGAUGAAGACGUCACCACAAAGAUUGACAAUGACUGGAAGAGACUGAACACACUAGCUCACUACCAGGUGACUGACAGCUCUGUGAUCGCGCUGGUGCCCAAACAGAACUCUGCCUACAACAUCUCCAACUCGUCCACCUUCACCAAGAGCUUGAGCCGAUACGAGAGCAUGUUACGUACUGCCAGCAGCCCAGACAGCCUGCGUUCUCGAACCCCCAUGAUCACGCCAGACCUGGAGAGUGGAACCAAACUGUGGCACCUGGUGAAGAACCACGACCACUCGGACCAACGUGAGGGCGACCGGGGCAGUAAGAUGGUGUCGGAGAUCUACCUCACAAGACUGCUGGCCACCAAGGGCACUCUGCAGAAGUUUGUGGACGACCUGUUCGAGACCAUCUUCAGCACGGCUCAUCGUGGCUCUGCUCUGCCUCUGGCCAUAAAGUACAUGUUUGACUUCCUGGAUGAACAGGCCGACAAACACUGCAUCUCGGAUCCCGAUGUGAGGCACACGUGGAAGAGCAACUGCUUGCCUCUCCGUUUCUGGGUGAACGUGAUCAAGAAUCCCCAGUUUGUGUUCGACAUCCACAAGAGCAGCAUCACGGACGCCUGCCUGUCGGUCGUGGCUCAGACCUUCAUGGACUCGUGCUCCACCUCAGAGCACAAACUCGGGAAGGACUCUCCCUCCAACAAGCUGCUGUACGCCAAGGACAUCCCCAACUACAAGAACUGGGUCGAGAGGUACUACGCGGACAUCUCGCGGAUGUCUCAGAUUUCUGAUCAGGACAUGAGUGCGUAUCUCGCCGAACAGUCGAGACUUCACCUGAAACAAUUCAACAGCAUGUCCGCUCUGAAUGAGAUCUACUCCUACAUCAGCAAGUACAAGGACGAGAUCCUGUCGGCGCUGGAGCGAGACGAGUCGGCGAGGAGACAGAGGUUGCGCAGUAAACUGGAACAGGUCAUCGACACCAUGGCCCUGGCCAGCUGA